Molecule: messenger RNA, 1786 nt
Organism: Hylaeus anthracinus
Lineage: Eukaryota; Metazoa; Arthropoda; Insecta; Hymenoptera; Colletidae
Product: zinc finger protein 239-like
Exons: 3
Coding region: 135-968 (277 amino acids)
Biological process (GO): regulation of transcription by RNA polymerase II
Cellular component (GO): nucleus
Molecular function (GO): RNA polymerase II transcription regulatory region sequence-specific DNA binding; DNA-binding transcription factor activity, RNA polymerase II-specific
Source: RefSeq, a predicted model, not a curated record
UAAAAAUGCUGAUGAUGUGGAAGAAAGGAGGGUCGAGGAAGUCGAUGAAAAGAAGGUGGAAGUGAAGUGAAGGUUGUGCGAGGUGGAACUUCUUUGUUGGUUUAACGCGUUGACUGCAUUGCUAAAUUCUGCGGAUGGCAGAAAUCACGAAGAGGAGCCCCGCGAGCGGUCCACGAAUGCGUGAAGUGUGGAGCCUGCUUCUGUCACACGAGGAAGCUGGUGGAGCACCUGAAGAACCUACACGGGAUCGACAAAGCCUUCAGCUGCGACGAAUGCGGCAAAACAUUCAGGAGUCCCAUGAACAUAGCCCGCCACAAGUUGAUCCACACAGAUGCCAGGAGUGCCAAAAAGGCUUCUUCCUAAAGACGGAGUACCUGGAGCACGUGAACGUCCAUACGAGGAAGCAGUUGUUCCGAUGCGACCACUGCGGCAAGACUUAUCCUUACAAGAAGAAUCUAACCGCUCACUUGAAACGUCAACACGCGGAUGUUCUGCCCCCAGAGCCCACAAAGAACGACGCAAGGCGCAAGCACGUCUGCAAGGUCUGUCUGGAAGGCUUCGUGCAGAAGCUGACGUUGGAAAGGCACUUGAAGAAGCAGCACGGAUUGCGCGACAAGGCGAAACAUUUGUGCGACCUAUGUGGAGCAGUGUUGUCCUCGAAGAGGAGGCUGAUGGUGCAUAGACGUGCUCACGUGAACGAGAAAGUCGCCAAGUGCGAUCUCUGCGACAAAGAGUUCGCCAGCAGAGAGAACCUGACCAUUCAUCGACGUGUACACACCGGCGAAAAGCCACACGUCUGUUCGCAAUGUGGCAGAGGAUUCGCGCAAAGGACGUCUUUGAUCCUGCAUCUCAGAUACCACUCAGGGGAGAGACCGUACCAAUGCACCGAUUGUGGAAAGGGAUUCAUAUCUGGCAGCUUCCUCAAGAAGCAUCGCAAGAUACACGAGAAAUCGCAGCUCGAAACUUGAUCGUCGUUAGAAGAAGGCGGUAAACGAUACAUAGUUUGAACUUACGAUUUGUGUUAAGAAAUUGUUUUAAUAAAAAUGUUGAACUACACUGAGGCUUCUAUUUUAUUAACGAACGUCUCCAGGUUGCGAUUUAGAGUCGUAAUAUGGGGUUGUUUAGAGUAAUUCCGGACAACUUUUUAUAACUGUAAUUAAAUUUUGUAAAAGUGAUGUGAAAAUUGUUAGGUUCGUUUUGAAAGGAAAUAAGUUAACUAUACUUAUACAGGGUGAGGAAGGUAAACUGUUACAGAGCGAUAAUGCCUAAACUAUCGUAGCUACACACACACUUCACAAAAGUUACACUUCGCGGCUUUACACUUCCACUCACUCACUUUUUAUUUCCAAAGGUUUUGUUACAAGUUCGCAGCCAUUAGCUCGCUAUUACUCGCGACGAAGAAUUGUUCGUCGCGAGUAAUACCGAUUACCAGGUCUCACUAUGUGGAGGUUGCUGCGACUGAAGACCCGGAGAUGGCUUGGUGGCCUUGGUACAGCCUCAGGUCAUAUAACCUAUAUAUGAUAUUUAUAUAUAUUUAUUAUAUAUAACCUAUAGGUUAUAUAACAUAUAACAUCAACCAAUGGUCAUAUAAAAUAGAGCCCCUCGAACCUUUUAACUUUUUGCUGUAAGAUUUUUUUGUAUCCACGAUAAUUCAGACAUCAUCGGUCUGUAAUAGUUUAGCUAUCUCGCUCAGUAUACUUGUUAGUAUUGUAGAUAACACAUAUAUUUCUGGUGACGCUUGAGAAUAUUUUUAAAUAAAUUUGAUCUUACUUGUUUUACUUUUCCU